AUCUAUUGCUGUGUCAAGUUCCAGAGAAGUUUCUUCUGUUCCAAGUUACGAAGCUGGCUGAAACACACAGAGUUGAAGGAAGGGGCUAGGAGGAAAGGAGUGCUGUGCUGCUAAUGGGCUAAGAAGACCCAGUACGGAAGAGUCAAUCAGACAGAGCCUCACCAUGUCCUCAGCUCCUUUUACACCUGUGCGGAUGAACAGCGCUGAGUGAAGGGCAGGAAAUAAGGAAACAGAAAUGCCCCGCACUUGGAUAACUUCUGAUCUUCAGCUACGACUAAUUUUGACUCUCUUCUUAGUUGCAGAAUGCUUAAGUGCAGAAAUGGAAGGUCCUAAAGCAUCAAACAACUCAACGCAGCAGAUGGACAAUGGCAAUCACAGUUCAGUUUCAACAACUUCAUCUAUGGAAAGAAAGCAGAGCACUGUCACACUUCAUGCAGAAGUUAAAACUUCACUAUCAAAACUAGUGGAUACAAAAGCUGUGCUCAGUUGCCCUCCUGUGCAGUGGCCAAGUGUGUUGGUAACAUGGGAAAUAGUCCUCAGAGACAAGCCUCCCUGCGUCAGAGCCUACAGACGUGAUACAAAUCAGACCACAGGAGGAAACUGUACUGACAAGAGAAUAACCUGGGCCUCUGGGCCUGACGAGAAUCCUGCCCUUCAGAUCGAUCCAGUGGCCAUCACUCAUGAUGGGAAUUACACGUGCCAAAUAGCAACAAGUGAUGGGAAUUUCCAGCAUGAGUAUCACCUCCAAGUGUUAGUGCCCCCGAAGGUGACCCUGACCCAAACUGAGAAGGGAACUGCAGUGUGCAAGGCUGCUGUAGGGAAGCCGGCUGCACAGAUCUUCUGGACCCCAGAGGGGGAUUGUGCCCCUGAGCAAGAGCCUUACAGGGGCGAUGGCACCGUGACCGUCCAGAGUACUUGCCGCUGGGAGGACCACCAUGUGCUGAAUGUGUCCUGCUCUGUCUCCCACUUGACUGGCAACAAGAGUCUGUCCAUACAACUGAGUCAAGGUUAGUCUGAAAUACAAGCACACUUCAUUUUAUAUAUCAUUGCCCCUAUUUUUAUUAUCUUGAUCGUCGCGGGAUCCAUUUGGCUUUUGAAAAUCAGUGGCUGCAGAAAAUGUAAAUUGAAAAAAACAGAGCAUACUCCAGUUGUUGAGGAGGAUGAAAUGGAGCCCUAUGCCAGCUACACAGAGAAGAACAAUCCACUUUAUGAUGUUACAAAUAGGGCGAAGACGUCUCAGGUGCCACCAAGUGAAGUUGAUGGGAUGAAUCUCCAUACUGUUUAUGUCCCUAGAGUGCAGCACCAGGACAAAUGAGUCAAGACGCAGUUGCAGAUGCUGUUCCGAUUUUCUUAGAGCUCUGCAAUGGAACGCCUAUUUUGAAACUAGCUUUUCAAAGACUCUUAGAAAACAGAGACAUUAUAGAGAAUUUGCAUUUCUAUCUUUAUACAAGUGAACUUUUAGAAUUUUAGCUGUUACUGGCUAGUUCUUUAAACUGAUAUUAUUACAAAGAGAGCACAUGCUCGUGAUAAAAUAUUAAAAUUGUUCAGUACAGUAGAUGAUGAAAAUUGAGUUGCCUCAGAUAACUUCACAGAAGGAAUAAUUACCAACAGUUUUAUGUAAUAUUUGAGGGAAUUGCUAUGUGCACAUGUCAUAUAUGUGCAUUGUAUAUGUAUACACUUAUAUGUCUGCUUACAUAUUCAUACACGUACAUCCUUGUCAAGACAGAAACAGAAACAUAGCAUAAUUUGUUCUGUACUUAUAGAAAGUUAGUACUAUAAUAUAUCUUAAAGAUCUUUUGUAUCAACACAAGCAGAGCUACCUCAUUCUUCUUAAUGGUUACAUAUAAUUCCAUUGUAUGUAAGGGAAUUUAAUUUAAUUAACCCUGUGGUGGACAUUUAGAUUGUUUUGUUUUGCUAUUAUAAACAAUACUACAUAGAAUGUUUCUUGUGGAUUUAUCUCUUUGAAUGUGUUUGAACAUAUUUGUAAGAUAAUUUCCUUGAGUGAAAUUGCGAGGCCAAAGGCUUUGUGCAUCUUUAUUACUGACUGAUAAGUCAAUAUUAUUGACUGCUAUGUCAAAUUGUAUCAAUUUAUAUUCCCUCCAAUCCUGUUUGAAUGUACCUUUUCUAUUAUUUUAAUAUCUGUAAAUUGUCAACCUUCUGUUAGCAAAUAUAGGGUUAUAAUAAGAAUUUCACUAUUUAAUAAAACUGAAUUUAU
Molecule: messenger RNA, 2215 nt
Organism: Capra hircus (goat)
Lineage: Eukaryota; Metazoa; Chordata; Mammalia; Artiodactyla; Bovidae
Product: cell surface glycoprotein CD200 receptor 1
Exons: 8
Biological process (GO): regulation of neuroinflammatory response
Cellular component (GO): external side of plasma membrane
Molecular function (GO): signaling receptor activity
Source: RefSeq, a predicted model, not a curated record